This is a messenger RNA of Phytophthora megakarya, 1041 nucleotides long. Lineage: Eukaryota; Oomycota; Peronosporomycetes; Peronosporales; Peronosporaceae. The record is from the annotation of a GenBank genome assembly.
AUGGUGCCAAACCUGUUACGCCCAUACCGAGAGUUUGCGCCCAGCUAUUUCCACGAUAUCUUCAUCCACAGUCGUGCCGAGGACGACAUGACCGACGUCGAGGUACAUCUGGAUCACCUACACCAAGUGUUCGAGGUGAUGAGGGAGAACAUGUUGUACGCCAACUUGAAGAAGUGUAUCUUCUGUGCUCCCGAGAUUCCCGUACUCGGGAGCUAUGUCAGCAAGGAAGGUGUCCGUGCCGACCAGGAGAACGUUGAGGCCAUUUCCGCUUUUGUCGCGGUGGAAACGAGCUUAUUCACCGCGCCCGUGUUGAUGCUGGUCGGCCACACAAAGCCAUUCCACGUCGUGUGCGACGCGAGCGACUUUGCAAUUGACUGCGCGUUAAUGCAGUUUGACGACGAGGGACGCGAACGAGUUGUGAGUUACCAGUCGCGUCAACUGAAGCCAGCGGAGCGCAGCUACCCCGUUCACGAAAAGGAUCUGCUGGCCAUGCGUUACGCGCUCAUCAAGUUCCGCGUGUAUCUGUUGGCCGGACAAAUUAACAUCCUCGCCGACACGCUAUCGCGUCGACCAGACUACGUGCAGUCGGGUCGCCAUGCAAUUGGUGACGAAGAUGACGAUGAAUGCGCUGCGUGUGUCUCAAUAGGCGUUGCUGCUGUUGAGGUCACAGUGACAAGUUCGCUCCGCGAGUCCUUUGCGUCCACGCACGAGGCAGAUGCGUCAUGCUCCGAUAUGAUCAAGUACCUGCGAGAUCCUUCAGACACGGCGCGUCACCGGUUGUCCCCACGCAGUCGCGCUCGCAUCGACCGCUACGCCCUGGACGGCAGCCUGUUGACCUACUGCGUUGAUCGCGCGGAUUCCCCACGCGUCAUCUUUCCGCUGGACGAGGACCUUCGCGCACGCCUGAUUCACAAGUUUCAUGAUACCCCGAGCGGUGGACAUCUCGGACGCGAGAAAACCUUCGCGUCGUUGUCCCGUGAUUUCUAUUGGCCAAGUGGGUCCGGAAGUGGGGGCGCUCGUGUGAAGCGUGCCAGCGUGUGA